GCGGAUGCCACUUCAUUCCUGUCCACCAUGGUCCUGGAUGCAAGGACCCUCAGACUGAGUACAUCUGUGUCUCGCUGUGUAGCUCGCUUGUCAUCCCCACGUCGCUUGCACACGGAGACCCUCGCGCAAUGGAUUGAUUCUCCGAAGGAGGCAAACUACAAGGAUACACUUCAUACAGAGCGUCUCGCUGACCUCUUCGCGACUCUAUCGACGCGCGAUGGCACGCGCAAGCCCUACGAAGUACCUCGAGCUGGCGAACCCCUUCCCUACGGACAUCACUUGACCUUCUUCUAUCCGCGUUCGGCCGAGCCGAACUUGCGUCCAGACGGCACAGAUGGAAGUUUCUGCCCUCCAGCACCCUUCAUCCGUCGCAUGUGGGCCGGAGGAAGCAUGUCGUGGGACAAUACACACCCGUUACGCGUUGGUCAAUCUGUGAACGCGGUCGCCACGGUCGACGAAGAGGGCGUACAGCUAAAGAACGCUGGGAUCAAGAGCGCAGGGGCUGAAGAAGACUUGAAGGAGCACAACAACAAGACUCUUCACCUGAACAAGUCCUCGAUGGUCUUCGUCAACCAGCAUAUUGCGUACACAGCCGAGGGACGACGCGCUCCUUCGCUUGUCGAGCGUCGCAGCCAUGUCUUCCUUCCCGGUGCCGUGCCGCGAGGUGGGGCGCCCAAACCAGUCGACAACCUACCUAACCCUCAGUUCUCGCUGGAGUACAUGCCGACGGCGACGACUCUCUUCCGCUUCUCGGCCCUUACCUUCAACGCGCAUCGAAUCCACCUUGACAAGGAGUACGCUCAUGAGGAGGGUUACUCUGAGCGCCUCGUCCACGGCCCGCUCACCGCUUUGAUGUUUUAUGGAGACCAUGGCGUACAACUUUCCCUCCGCACGCCCAGUCUACUUUGAGUACCGCGCCCGCAACCCG
Molecule: messenger RNA, 928 nt
Organism: Schizophyllum commune H4-8
Lineage: Eukaryota; Fungi; Basidiomycota; Agaricomycetes; Agaricales; Schizophyllaceae
Exons: 4
Coding region: 28-909 (293 amino acids)
Cellular component (GO): mitochondrion
Molecular function (GO): (3R)-hydroxyacyl-[acyl-carrier-protein] dehydratase activity
Source: RefSeq, a predicted model, not a curated record